AAUGAUGAUGGAGGCCCUCGUCUUCCUUGGGCGUUCUUUUUGAAGAUCAAAUGCUUCGUCGUUGCCUUUACUAAUUUUUUCCAGAACUCUCACCAAACCCGAAUUUCCUCCAUUGUUACGCCUCAAUUUUCUUCCACCAGCGUUUCUAAUGUUUCCUUUCAUUUCCUUUUGAUUUGAUUCGGUUCGGUUCCUGGAUUGCUCUUCCCUGUAACGUUUCCCGUAAUGUACUUGAAGAAGUGAGUAAGGAAUAGUGUUCUACUUUUGGUGUGCGGCUAUGUGGUUUUUCGUGUGAGACAGUUCAGUCCUUCGAGUCUUGGGAAGUGUGUCUAAGUAUGAAUUUUGAACUAUGGUUCAUAUGGUCAUGGGAAGAGUGACUUUUACUUCAAAGAUCUGGAGGGAUGUUAUCCAAUACACAAGCUGAAUUGGAAUACAUUCAUCAAGAUUUUGAGGCUUUAAGCAUGUCAAAACGGCUCAUGAGAAGCAUGAGCCAGAAAUUGAGGAAGAAUCACAAAGGUGUUGCUGAGGAAGAGGAUAUUUCAAGGGGAAUAUCUUUGAGAUGUCUUACAUUAUAUGGUAGAGGUGGAGGUUGCAAAGUCGGUGCUGACACUGGUGAGGAAAUUGGUGACCCAGGCAGUAGAAGGAGAUCCAGUGCUAGUGACGAAGGUAAGGGGUACAAAUUAUUAUUCAGUAAUGAAGAAAAUAGUGUGGAUUGCUUCUCAUAUGGCGUAAAGGAGAGAUUUCGUAAGAAACAAAGUCCAAAGUAUUCUGAACUUCGAGAUUCUACAAGAAACAUUGAUGUUCAUAUUUUUCUUCCUGAUGACAUUCUGGAAAUAUGCUUGAUGAGGCUCCCACUCGUGAGUCUCAUGAAUGCUCGUCUUGUGUGCAAAAAAUGGAGAUACUUGACUAGCACUCCUCGGUUUUUACAGAUGAGACGGGAAUGUUUAUAUCAGACUCCAUGGAUAUUUUUAUUUGGUGCUGUUAAAGAGGGCUAUUGCUCCAGCGAGAUACAUGCACUGGAUGUAUCUCUAAAGCAAUGGCAUAGAAUAAAUGCUGAUGUUCUCAAGGGAAGAUUUAUGUUCUCUACAGCCAGUAUCCAGGAUGAUAUAUAUAUCGUUGGUGGAUGUUCUAGCUUGACCAACUUUGGGAAAAUGGAUAAGAGCUCAUUCAGGACACAUAAAGGGGUCUUAGUGUUUAGUCCUUUAACUAAAUCUUGGCGCAAAAUUGCGUCUAUGAAGCAUGCCAGAUCAACGCCUAUACUGGGAACUUCUGAGAUCAACUCAGAAUUUUCGAUAGUUCAGAGCCAGCAUAAUUGGCAAGAUAGACGUUAUUUGAGAUCACGUGCCGGUGGCUCUUUGGAUGUUUAUGAGGAUCCACACAGACUCUCGCUUAGACUUCAAGUCAGAAAUCCUGUGGAAGACAAUACCGUUUCAAUGUUGUCUAAUAGGAAGUCAUAUAAGUUCAUUCGACAAAAGAGUGAUCAGUCUCGUGCAAAAGGACAUCGUAGGUUUGUGAUUAUUGCUAUUGGCGGUCGAGGAUCUUGGGAUGAGCCAUUAGAUUCUGGAGAGAUUUACGAUUCCUCAUCAAAUAAAUGGACAGAAAUUCAGAGGCUCCCUGUAGAUUUCGGUAUUAUAUGUUCUGGGGUUGUUUGCAAUGGGAUCUUCUAUGUUUAUUCUGAUACAGACAGACUUGCGGGUUACGACAUCGAAAGAGGCUUCUGGAUUGGAAUCCAUACAUCUCCAUGCCCACCUCGUGUUCACGAGUACUACCCCAAACUAGUAUCCUCUAACGGCCGGUUGUUCAUGCUUUCUGUCUCGUGGUGUGAAGGGGAUGGACAAAUAGGGCAGAGAAACAAGGCUAUCAGGAAACUGUGGGAGUUAGAUCUCGUGUACCUUGCCUGGACAGAGGUAUCAGUGCAUCCCGAUGCGCCAAUGGACUGGAAUGCUGCAUUUGUUGCAGAUAGAAACCUGAUAUUCGGGAUCGAAAUGUUUAAAAUCUUCGGCCAGGUACUGGACUUUUUGACAGUGUGCGACAUCUCGGACGCAGUAUCAGACUGGAAUCACAUUUCAAGAACUCGUGUAACUCAUGAAAUGGAUGCUUCUUCCUGCUUGACCAAAUCAAUGGCAGUCCUCCAUCUCUAAGGUCCUUUCUUUCUAACUGCCUUUCCUUAACGCUCGAAGAUAUCUGAAAUAACACUUUCUAAUGUUGAAGAUAUGCGGUGCAAUGCAAAUAUAUUUCAUAUUUUGUAUCAAAUUUUUUUUGGAUGCGAUCAAUUCAUCUUAGUUUCUUCAUCAGACAUUCAGGGUCAUAUAUUGCAGCACCCUACUGUGUGAUUUUCUGUCAAAUUAUCUUCCUCGUAAUUGAUUUUAUCUCUCUAAUUUGGUGGUGUUGUUGUUUUAAUAUUUGACGAACUGAAGCUUUAGCAUAAUAAACUUACGGUGCCGAUUGUCACCCC
Cucurbita moschata (crookneck pumpkin) is the source of this 2452-nucleotide messenger RNA. Its product is annotated as F-box/kelch-repeat protein At5g42350-like. Lineage: Eukaryota; Viridiplantae; Streptophyta; Magnoliopsida; Cucurbitales; Cucurbitaceae. The record is from RefSeq and is a predicted model, not a curated record. The coding region runs from base 399 to 2138 and encodes 579 amino acids. Gene Ontology annotation, molecular function: protein binding. The transcript has 2 exons. Gene Ontology annotation, cellular component: SCF ubiquitin ligase complex.